Messenger RNA from Megalobrama amblycephala (Wuchang bream), 2533 nucleotides. Its product is annotated as tripartite motif-containing protein 16-like. Bases 98 to 1714 code for a protein of 538 amino acids. Gene Ontology annotation, molecular function: zinc ion binding; protein binding. The transcript is spliced from 6 exons. NCBI's taxonomy places the organism in Eukaryota, Metazoa, Chordata, Actinopteri, Cypriniformes, Xenocyprididae. The record is from RefSeq and is a predicted model, not a curated record.
AGGAAACUAUUUCAGCUUCUCAGAUCAGGGAAACAGAAACUGAAAGUAUUGUUGAGCUGUUGUGCAUUUGUCCCGCUCUCUGUAUUUAUGCAGCAAAAUGUCAGAAGCCAGGAUUUCUCAGGAUGAGUUCAUGUGUCCAGUGUGUCUGGAUCUCCUGAAGGAUCCAGUGACCAUUCCCUGUGGACACAGUUACUGUAUGAGCUGUAUUACAGACUGCUGGGAUCAGGAGGAUGAGAAGAGAGUCUACAGCUGUCCUCAGUGCAGACAGACCUUCAGUACAAGACCUGCUUUAGGUAAAAACACCAUUCUGGCUGAAGUGGUGGAGAAACUGAAGAAGACUAGACUUCCUGCUGACUGUUACGCUGGAGCUGGAGACGUGCAGUGUGACGUCUGUACUGGAAGAAAAUACAAAGCCGUCAAGUCUUGUCUGGUGUGUCAGGAGUCUUACUGUCAAACUCAUUUUGACCAUCAUGAGGAAUUUCCCUCUCGUAAGCCACACAAAGUGAUCGAUGCCACUGGACGACUGCAGGACAUGAUCUGUCGUAAACAUGAUAAAGAGCUAGAAAUGUACUGUAUCACUGAUCAACAAUGCAUCUGUGUGUGGUGUAAGGAGUAUGAACAUAAAAACCACAACACUGUAUCAACUGCAGCACAGGGGACAGAGAAACAGAAACAGCUGAAGGAGACGCAGAUGAAGAUCCGUCAGAGAAUCCAGCAGAGACAGAAAGAUCUUCAGCAGCUGAGAGAGGCUCUGGAGUCUCAUAAGCGCUCUGCACAGACAGCAGUGGAGGACAGUAAGAAGAUCUUUACUGAGCUCAUCCGCUCCAUUGAGAGAAGCCGCUCUGAGGUCACACAGCUGAUCAGAGAUCAGGAAAAGGCUGCAGUGAGUCGAGCUGAAGGACGACUGAAGCAAGUGGAGCAGGAGAUCAAUGAUCUGAGGAGGAGAGACGCUGAGCUGGAGCAGCUUUCACACACACAUGAUCACAUCCAUUUCCUGCAGAGUUUCCAGUCUCUCUCAGCACCUCCUGAAUCUACAGAUGAACCCAAUGAUCCCUUCAGUUCUCUCUUCUCUUUUGAUGGCAUGAGAGAAUCUGUCCGUCAGCUGAGAGACAAACUGGAGGAUUUAUGCAAAGGGGAGAUCAAGAAGAUCUCUGACAGAGUCACAUUCACCAACAUGAGGAACGACUUCCUACAGUAUUCCCAUCAGCUCACUCUGGAUCUGAACACAGUGAAUGAACACCUCUGUCUGUUUGAAAGGAACAGAGUGAUUACUAACACUGGCACAAUCCAGCCGUAUCCUGAUCAUCCAGACAGAUUUGAUGUGUAUCAGCAGGUGUUGUGUAGAGAGAGUGUGUGUGGACGCUGUUACUGGGAGAUUGAGUGGAGUGGGUAUUGUGUGUAUAUCUCAGUGUCAUAUAAGAGCAUCAGCAGGAAGGGAGGGGUUUAUGAGUGUUUGUUUGGAUAUAAUGAUCAGUCCUGGUGUUUGUUCUGCUCUUCCUCCAGUUACUCCUUCAUACACAAUAAGAUAGAGACUGCUCUCCCUGUAAAGUCCAUCAGCUCUAGAAUAGGAGUGUAUGUGGAUCACAGUGCAGGAACUCUGUCCUUCUACAGCGUCUCUGACACAAUGAGCCUCAUCCACACAGUCCAGACCACAUUCACUCAGCCGCUCUAUCCUGGGUUUACUGUUUGGUCUGGAUCAGUGAAACUGUGUUGAUGCUUCAGAAUAGACUGUAGAGAGAUUUUAUCCAUAAUAAUUUGAGCUUCAUGAGAAAUCAGUAACAGUGAGAUAUUAUAGAGUCUUAUUUUCUCUUCAUUACAUUAACUAGGCAACAUUUUUAUACAGAAAAUUCUUUAAUGGAUGUUUUCAAAAAUGUUUCACCAGGAACAAUCUUACAUUUUUUAUCAAAUAUUGAAAUGAAAAAUCUUAUAUAAUGUUUGUUAUAUUUAUGUGAGUUGAUUAUUAACUGUUGUUUUUUACUAUUGUGCUAAUUAUGUUUAUUUAUUUUUAAUGUUGAUCUUGCCAUAAAAAUAGCAAUAAAAAUAAACAAACAAACAUCAAAAGUACCUUUCAGUUAAAUGAUCAAACACAGGGUUCAUUACAAAAUGAACAGAUUGAGGAUAGAGUGGUUUUGAAUAAUGAAAGAACAGAAACAGUCGUGAACAAUGUGAGGAGUGAAGAUGUGGAAAAUGGCAUUAUAAGUGGAGAAAAUAGUGUAAAAAAAUCAUAGUUCAAAAUUAAAAAAAUUGUGCUGCAGAAGAUAAGAGAUGAAGAAGCUCUUUAUGAUAUUUCAGAUACUGGGUCACAAGUGAUGGAAAACAUGAACUCUUUAGAAGAAAUAAAUGACUUUCUUGACACAACGUUUAGUAAAGUUUUGAUGUAAAAUAGUUCUUUCCAGAUAUAAAAUCAUAGUAUCAUAGUAUCGGUGGUGUUGUUGCAAAAAAAAAAACAAAUGAGCUCUGAAGAUCUGGAAUAAAAAAUAAAAAAAAGAUUGAGAUGCUAAUGAAAUUAAAGUAAAGUGCAGCUUCAUGAAAA